GAAAGGGACGGAACUAAAAAGUUCAGGAUUGAAUUCAUCAUUUUGAAAAUAUCUAAACCACAGCAGUAGGCAAAAGCAAAACUCCUCUUCAGGCUACAGCAGCCAUCCAUGUAUAAUGUAUUGAUAUGCAAAGUCUAUAAAUCUUUGCUUCCCCAUUCCUUCUUGUUUUCACACUGUGCGAGUUGAGGCAUGUUAAAGUUGCUUUUUCGCUGUCCAACGCAUAUGAUGAAUGUUUUUCCGGCAAAAUCUGCGGUGAUUGCAACCCUACUAGUAUUGUUGCUUCUUAUGGGGGCAUCUGCAUUGAGGCCAGUUGGUGGUAAGACAUAUGGCUCAAGAACAACAUUUUCAAAGAGAGAAGGUUGCUUUGGAAAUGGAUGUCAAAGAAUGUACAUUUUUCAUAACAAAGGCAGCCAAAUGCUGGGCUUGAGUUUGAGGAAGCUGCAGCAAUCUAGACUUCAGCCACCACCUGCACCAUCCAAAAAUAUACCUCAUAUAUGGUCUGUUCCACCACCUCCAGCACAAUUAGCUCCCUAAAAAUGUUCUUAUGUAUUUAUUGUAACAUUUUCCUUUAAUGGAAUAAAGAGACCCAUUUAUAAAUCAAUCAUACUGCACUCUUUCUUUGCUUUUCAAUAAGUACUACUCUCCGUAUCUCUUCUAUUUUCACAACAAUAAUUAUCACAACCCAUGUCUCAAGUUUGUAUCUUUGCCAUAACCCAAGUGUCAAAUUGAAUCUCCAAGCCUCUAACUUAGAGGUUCAAAAUGUUGUUUCAGUUCCAAUUGCUUCACCUGGACCUGUCCAAGGUUUACCAGUCUUUAUCAAGAACCAAACAAUUGCAUGCUUUGAUUAUCAAGACCCAUCUUUCCCAUGACCCAUUUUAUGCAACUAGAAUAGUUAGAUUCUAUGCAGUCAAUGGUGACCUUCACUCUGCACGUAAGGUGUUCGAUGAAAGUCCCAGCCGAAGUGUUUAUCUUUGGAAUUCCAUUAUUCGAGCCCACGCUCAAGCUCACAAAUUUGACCAUGCAUUUUCUCUGUUUAAUAGGAUGGUUAGAAGUGAAACCAAACCUGAUAACUUCACUUAUGCUUGUCUUAUACGUGCCUGCUCUGACAACUUUGAUUUAGAAGGACUGAGACUUAUGCAUUGUGGAGUUACAGUUUCUGGGUUGGGACUGGACUCAAUUUGUAGCAGUGCACUUGUUACUGCUUAUUCAAAACUGGGCCUUGUUGAUGAAGCAAGUAGGGUGUUUCAUGGGACACCGCAGCUGGACUUGGUAAUGUGGAAUUCUAUGAUUUCGGGUUAUGGAAAUUUCGGGUUUUGGGAUAAAGGGCUAGAAUUGUUUAGUAUGAUGAGAUGCAUGAAGGUAGUGCCUGAUGGAUAUACAUUUGUCGGGUUGCUUUCGGGUUUAAAAGAUUCGAGCUUGAUAAGUGUUGGCCAAGGAAUACAUGGUAUUUGUUUGAAAAGUAAUUUGGAUUCUAAUGAUCAUGUAUGUAGUGUACUUGUGAGCAUGUAUUCAAGAUGCAGGUGUAUGGACUCUGCACAUAAAGUUUUUAGUGGUUUGUUUGAGCCAGAUUUAGUUACUUGGUCUUCUUUGAUAACUGGGUAUUCUCAGUCUGGAGAUUAUGAGAAGGCAUUGUUCUUCUUCAAGUGUUUGAACAUGGAAGGCAAGAAGGCAGAUCCUAUUUUGAUUGCCAGUGUGUUGGCUGCUGCUUCUCAGAUAGCAAAUGUAGCGCCUGGUAGUGAGAUACAUGCUUAUGUUCUUCGACGUGGACUUGAAUCAGAUGUCAUGAUUUCCUCUGCUCUCAUAGCCAUGUAUUCAAAGUGUGGUUUCAUGGGGAUAGGGACUCGUGUUUUUAAGAUCAUGCCAGAGAAGAAUAUUGUUUCAUACAAUUCAUUAAUAUUGGGUCUUGGUUUGCAUGGACUUGCCGCUGAGGCGUUUAGAAUGUUUAAUGAGAUACUGAGAAACGGAUUAGUACCUGAUGAAUCUACUUUCUCUGCUCUCCUUUGUGCAUGCUGUCAUUCUGGCCUAGUCAAAGAUGGCCGAGAAAUUUUCAGAAAAAUGAGAAAAGAGUUUGGCAUUGAAGCUAGAGCAGAGCAUUAUGUUCAUCUGGUGAAGCUUCUUGGGUUGGAGGGUAGGUUGGAAGAGGCUUACAAUCUGAUCUUGUCCUUGCCAGAACCAGUGGACAGUGGCAUUUGGGGAGCACUUUUAUCAUGCUGUGAUGCCUGUGGGGAUUCUGAGCUGGCAGAAAUUAUAGCUCAAAAGCUCUUUGAAAGUAAUUCUGAAAAAAGUGCUUACACAGUCAUGCUUUCGAAUAUAUAUGCUGGUGAUGGGAGGUGGGAUGAUUCAAAGAAGCUAAGGGAUUACAUUACAGAAAGACAAUUGAGGAAAACGACUGGGGUUAGCUGGAUUAAAGGUUUCAGCCGUUCUGCAUGAUCAUCCAGCAGAGGCAGCAAAUGCAACUGCUUCAGUGUGGUGAGGGAUUGCAGACCUUCAGGUAACAUCCUCAGCCGCAGACAACUGUGCAAGUGGAGGUACUUCAAGCUAGGUAGUGCUCCCUCUUCAAGUUCUGUCCA
Messenger RNA from Rosa rugosa (rugosa rose), 2570 nucleotides. RefSeq names its product putative pentatricopeptide repeat-containing protein At1g64310. Gene Ontology annotation, molecular function: protein binding; RNA binding. The transcript has 3 exons. The record is from RefSeq and is a predicted model, not a curated record. Gene Ontology annotation, biological process: RNA modification. Lineage: Eukaryota; Viridiplantae; Streptophyta; Magnoliopsida; Rosales; Rosaceae. Bases 760 to 2430 code for a protein of 556 amino acids.